Messenger RNA from Lolium perenne, 1137 nucleotides. RefSeq lists its product as uncharacterized. NCBI's taxonomy places the organism in Eukaryota, Viridiplantae, Streptophyta, Magnoliopsida, Poales, Poaceae. The record is from RefSeq and is a predicted model, not a curated record.
GUCGCACGCAGGCAAGUUAAGUCGAGACUUUUCAAUUGAGCAAACCAUUUUGGACAGGUUAGCAGUAUAUAGCAUGUUAAUUAAUACCACUCAUGGUAACACAAGCACAGGAAGGUAAGCUAAGCUAUGCUAUGCCAAGCUAGAGGUCCCUCACUCCCUACCUCUGGUCCCAACAGCACCUUCUCCAUUCCUGAACUCUUGCUAGCUUAGCUAGGUAGCUACAGCUUCUCACCAAUCCUUCCAUUCUCCGUUCAUCAUGCCAACACGCCAGCGAGGUUGAUGAUGCGUCUGUUUAAUUGCCGGGAUUAGUCAGCUAGCUCGGGUUCUUGCGUUUGGGGUGACCAGUUAACAAUGGAGACGCAGAGGGUGGCGGUGCUGGUGGAGGACGCGCCGGCGUCCCGGGCCGCGCUGCAGUGGGCGGUGCGCAACUUCAUCCGCGGCGGCGACUCCAUCGCGCUGCUCCACGUGUGCCCGCCCUCGCGGUCCAGGCGGCGGCGCCGCGGCCUGCGCCUCCGCGGCUUCCAGCUCGCGCUCGCCUUCAAGGACCUCUGCAACGGCAUCGCUGAGGCGAAGGUGGAGAUCGUGGUGCGGGAGGGGGAGCUCGGGGAGACGGUGGCGGCGGCGGUGGGCCAGCUCAAAGCCACCACGCUCGUGCUCGGCAUCCACGACAAGAGCUUCAUCUACAGCGCGCCGAGCCCGUCCGCCGGAGUGAGCAGCCUGGGGUGCAGGGUCCUGGCCAUCCGGCAGAACGCCACGGCGCGGCACGGGUUCAUGGAGGCGGAGCUCAUCCAGAUCGAGACCAUCAGAUUGCACGUUCCGGCGCCCAAGAUCCCGUUCCCGAUCUUCACGCUGCCGCUGGGCGUGAUAUGGAGGAGAUCUUCGUCAAAGAGGAGGAAAUGAUACAAGGAAAAAAGAAAGAAUAGAAAGAAGAACAGUGUUGAUCAUAGGAUGGGUUUUGUCAUAGGGAGCGGCAGAUCGAGCCGGCCUGUACUGGCCAUGCUGUUCCUCUGCUGGAGUCAUCGAUCCCUUGCUUGCUUGCUAGCCUUGCCUUUGUACAAACAUCUUCUGUAGUUUUAUCAGAAUUUGACUGACACAGCACACCACAUCAAGAUAAGAGAACAAGUGCAUGAUUUACUA